AACUAAAUUACCGCAAGUCUUGCUCAGUAGCUGUCACCUGUGGUAUUUCUUUCGGCGUGAAUAGUGAGUUAUAAGAAACUUUCUUCAAAACUGUACCAUUUGAAACUGUGCUAAAAUGACUGGUCGGGCACGAUCUCGAUCAAGAGGCCGAGCACGUGGUCAAGAGACUGCAGCACCUGGAGCGAGCCAGGCUCGAGAGCCUGCACCAGCAGCUGCCCCAGCCACUGAGGGGGAGCUGGUUGGUAGAGGGAGACAGAAAGGUGCUCCAGGACCCUUUUCGGCAGAAGCUGUUAUACAGAUUUCAGCUGGAUUUCAGCAGGUGAAGCUGGGGGAGAGAGGUGGACGCCGCCGGGAUUUUCACGAUGCAGGGAUUAACACCAGGCAGGCUAUGGAGCAUGUUAAGGAAUCGAAGUCUGGAAUAUCCGGUUCUGUUAUUCAGUUAACAGCGAACUUCUUUCGUAUCCUGUCCCGCCCUCAGUGGGUUCUGUAUCAGUACCAUGUGGACUUCAAUCCACCAAUGGAGUCUCGUCGCCUGAGAUCUGCCCUCCUCUUCCAUCAUGAGGAAGUUCUUGGCGCAGCGCGAAGCUUUGAUGGAGCUCUGCUUUUUCUGCCUCACAGAUUGCACAGCAAGGAGACUGUGCUCCACAGCAAAACAAGGAAUGGAGAGAAGGUUCAGAUAACCAUCACCCUGACAAAUGAACUGCCACCCACAUCACCAGUGUGCAUUCAGUUUUACAACAUCAUAUUCAGAAGGAUCUUGAGAAUGCUCAAUAUGCAGCAGAUUGGACGCAACUACUACAACCCCGAUGAUCCACUCAACAUCCCACAGCACAAGCUGACCAUCUGGCCGGGCUACACCACCACCAUCUUGAAGUAUGAGUCUGCCAUCAUGCUGUGUACUGACGUGAGCCACAGGGUGCUGCGCAGUGAGACAGUCCUUGACUUUAUGAUAAACCUGAGGCAACAGUGUGGAGAGCAACGCUUCCCAGAGAUCUGUUCCAAGGAGCUUGUUGGACUCAUAGUCCUCACCAAGUACAACAACAGAACCUACAGGAUCGAUGAUAUUGCAUGGGAUCACACUCCCAACAACACAUUCAAGAGAGGAGACACAGAUAUUUCCUUUAAGAACUACUACAAGACACAAUACGGCCUGGACAUCACUGAUGGGAGCCAGGUGCUGCUGAUAAGCCAUGUGAAGAAGAUGGGUGCUGCUGGAGAACCACCUCCUGGCCCGGCUAUGCUCAUCCCAGAGCUGUGCUACCUCACAGGCUUGACUGACAAGAUGCGAGCUGACUUCAACAUCAUGAGGGACUUGAGCGGCCACACCAGAUUGACCCCAGAGCAGAGGGAGGGACGCCUCAACAGAUUUGUCACUAACAUACGGAAGAAUGCUGAAGCACAGGCGGAGUUGGAUAAGUGGGGACUCAACUUUGAUGAGAAACUCCUAAAUUUCACUGGCAGAGUUCUCCCAGGGGAAAAGAUUUUCCAGGGACCAAGAUCGUAUGAUUACAACCCCAUGUCAGCUGACUGGUCCAGAGAGAUGCGUGGGGUUCCUCUGAUCAGCUCAUAUCCCCUGACUAACUGGCUCAUGUUUCACACCCGUCGUAACGGCAACGAAGCCCAGUCCCUCCUGCAGACUCUCAACAAAGUCUCAGGUCCACUUGGGAUACGCAUACAGAGAGCUGUCAUGAUCGAGUAUGAGGAUCACCAGGAAUCUCUCCUCAGAGCCCUGCAGCACAAUGUUGGACCCCAAACACAGAUGGUGGUGGUGGUCCUCCCCAACAACAGAAAGGACAAGUACGACAGUGUCAAGAAGUACCUUUGUGUGGACUGCCCCACUCCCAGCCAGUGUGUGAUUUCCCGUACCCUCAGCCGACCCCAGGCACUAAUGACUGUGGCUACAAAGAUUGCACUGCAGAUGGCUUGCAAGAUGGGAGGAGAACUGUGGAGUGUGGAGAUCCCUCUCAAACAGCUGAUGAUUGUGGGCAUUGACUGCUACCAUGACAGUGCUGCAGGGAAAAGGUCCAUUGGCGCUCUAGUGGCCAGCCUCAACCAGAGCAUGAGCAGGUGGUUCUCAAGGUGUGUACUGCAGCACAGAGGCCAGGAAAUCAUGGACGGACUAAAGAAGGCUUUAAGUGCUGCACUGAAAGACUAUCUGAAGAUAAACGGCUGCCUGCCUUCGCGCAUCAUUGUGUACCGAGAUGGAGUGGGAGACGGCCAGCUGCACAGCGUGGUCAACUAUGAGGUUUCACAGAUCAUGGACUCCAUCAAGUCCAUGGGGGAAGACUACUCGCCCAAGCUGAGUGUGGUGGUGGUGAAGAAGCGCAUCAGCAGCAGAUUCUUCGCACACAUGCAAGGCAAGGUGACCAACCCUCCCCCAGGAACCGUCGUUGACUCGGAAGUCACCCGUCCAGAGUGGUAUGACUUCUUCAUCGUGAGCCAGGCUGUCCGCAGUGGAAGUGUCUCCCCAACCCACUACAAUGUUGUGUACGACACCAGUGGAUUGAAGCCUGAUCACAUGCAGCGGCUUACCUACAAGCUGUGCCACAUGUACUACAACUGGCAGGGGAUCAUCAGAGUACCUGCUCCCUGCCAGUACGCCCACAAGUUGGCUUUCCUUGUGGGUCAGAGCAUCCACAAGGAGCCCAAUAUCAAACUAGACGACUUCCUCUACUACCUAUAAGGAUGAAAAGACAUGCGAUUUGUUUGGCUCUGACUUACAAACUGUAUGUUAACUCGUUAUACUCGUUAAAAGUUCUCUUAAGUUUUAAAUUAAGUUUUGAUGAUGCCAAGAGUGACUUUGCAUUUCUGGCAUCAGAUUGAGACAUGUAGCCUUGUGUGUUGAGUUAGGCAGUUUAAGAGGUUUAUAUUGCAUAUUGGAGUUUAAUGAAAAGACAAACUCACUUUUUCAGAGGUCAAAUACAAGCGCACAUGAUAAAAUAUCAAUAUGCACCCUGACUAUUGUUGGAAAUGCACUUAAAGUUUGAAAGGUCAUGUGGGUGAAGAUGUUGAGAGUUUGUGAAUUCACAUAUAUAAAAGACUACAUGUUUUUCAUGCUCCCCCCCCUCCCCCUGUUGUUUUGAGAUGGCUCAUUAAACAUUUCUUUGAGCAGUA
This is a messenger RNA of Micropterus salmoides (largemouth bass), 3114 nucleotides long. RefSeq names its product piwi-like RNA-mediated gene silencing 1 (gene piwil1). Gene Ontology annotation, cellular component: P granule. Gene Ontology annotation, biological process: regulatory ncRNA-mediated gene silencing. NCBI's taxonomy places the organism in Eukaryota, Metazoa, Chordata, Actinopteri, Centrarchiformes, Centrarchidae. The coding region runs from base 116 to 2683 and encodes 855 amino acids. Gene Ontology annotation, molecular function: piRNA binding; protein binding. The transcript has 21 exons. The record is from RefSeq and is a predicted model, not a curated record.